AUGCUGUCCACCGCAUUUGUCGCGAGGGAUCUGGACGAGCUGAGGAAGGCUCUGGGUCAGACCGUGUUGGAUGGCUACUUUGUCAGUUAUGGAACGGGCAUUGGGCAGGUCUACGCCAACAUGUUCCCCGACAACGUCGGUCGCCUCGCACUCGAUGGAACCGAGAUGGUGAAAGGGUAUCAGACUUCCUUAGGUACCUUUGGUACGGACGCACUGGACAACAUUACGGCUUCGUUCCACGACGGGUUCUUGGGCGAAUGCGUCGCUGCUGGUGUCGAGCAUUGCGAUCUCGCCAAACCUUUGCACAGUUCCUCCACACUGCCCACAAAGGACUCGCUGAUCUCGACCAUGGACGAUCUAUUCGCCAAACUCGUCGAGCGACCCAUUCCCGGGUACACAGACACCUCGGGCCCCAUCCUCAUCACAUACAGCUCGGUGAUCGAGCUGAUCUACGAGGCACUCUACGCUGCCUCGACCUGGCCGCCGCUCGCCACGGCCUUCUACGAACUCCUUCAGGGCAACUCGACGCUCGUCUCGCUGUUCCUGGACAACUCGUGGGAGUACAACCCCUCACUCCCCUCGACGCCGACACGCCAUUCGUCAGACGAACUCGGGUUGCUCGUCAUCUGCUCAGACCAGUACUAUGCGCCGCUCCCGCCCGGCUACGAUGUGCGCACCAACGGUGAAUCGUGGUACCUCGACCUGUGGCACCGCAUGGUGCGUCAAUCGGAAAUCGGCGGCAACUCACGCUUCUACGACAUCCUCCCCUGUCGCCACUGGAAUUCGACUUUCGCACCUCCAAGGGAAGUCUUCCGGGGGGACCUCAACCAUACGCUGUCCAACCCCGUGCUCCUCAUCGCAGAAACGUACGAUCCCGCUACACCCUUGCGCAACGGCAGGCGGCUGCUGCACGAGAUGGGUAGCGACAACGCAAGGCUGGUCGCGCUCGAUGCAUUCAGCCACUCCUCGAGGGAUCUGAGCGCGUGUGUGGUCGACAUUGUCCGCAAGUAUAUGCUGGAGGGCAAGCUGCCCAGCGAGGCCGAGACGAAAUGCGUCGCCGAUAGCAAGCCGUACAGACCCGAACACGGCGGCGGUAGCAAGGGCACGGCGCUCGAGGUGUGGCGCGCUCAUGUUGAGGACAUGCGCGCACUCGCGCCGAGAGCUGCUAGGCGUGCGGGCUUCUGA
Sporisorium graminicola is the source of this 1185-nucleotide messenger RNA. RefSeq lists its product as uncharacterized. The record is from RefSeq and is a predicted model, not a curated record. The transcript has a single exon. The coding region runs from base 1 to 1185 and encodes 394 amino acids. NCBI's taxonomy places the organism in Eukaryota, Fungi, Basidiomycota, Ustilaginomycetes, Ustilaginales, Ustilaginaceae.